GGGUUGACCGCGAGAAAGGGGCGUGAACGAGCGCCAGAGCGGUCAUUCUCCGAUGUGCAAAACCAAAUAAACAAUCACAAUUUCUCGGGACACUUUUGUUCACAUUUGGCAUUUCGUGACAAUUUUAACUUUUUUUUUUAAAUACUGGGAUUUGUGCAGCGGAGAAUGGCAGCUGAAGUGAAUGGCAGUUCUGCUCCAGUUAAGGAGGAAGACGAACCAAUGGACAUAACAGUAACACACACAGAGAACUACCAGACACUCAUAGAUGCAGGCCUUCCACAGAAAGUGGCGGAGAGCCUGGAUAAGAUAUUUCAGACUGGACUGGUGGCUUACGCUGACCUGGACGAGAGAGCCAUCGACGCCCUGAGGGAGUUCAAUGAGGAGGGAGCCCUGUCAGUGUUACAGCAGUUCAGGGAGAGUGACCUGUCACAUGUGCAGAACAAAAGUGCAUUUCUCUGUGGUGUGAUGAAGACAUACCGACAGCGAGAAAAGCAAGGAAGUAAAGUUCAAGAAUCCACAAAGGGUCCUGAUGAGACUAAGAUAAAGGCUCUUCUGGAAAGAACAGGUUACACUUUGGACGUCACCACAGGACAGAGGAAGUAUGGGGGGCCUCCACCUGACGAGGUGUACUCAGGGGCCCAGCCUGGAAUCGGAACAGAGGUAUUUGUUGGCAAGAUCCCCAGAGACUUGUAUGAGGAUGAGCUGGUGCCUCUGUUUGAGAAAGCCGGGCCCAUUUGGGACCUGCGUCUAAUGAUGGACCCCCUUCUUUCGGGUCAGAACAGAGGAUAUGCCUUCAUCACCUUCUGCAAUAAAGAUGCUGCCCUAGAGGCCGUCAAGCUUUGUGAUAAUUAUGAAAUCCGGUCGGGGAAAUACCUGGGUGUCUGCAUCUCUGUCGCAAACAAUCGGCUGUUUGUUGGGUCAAUUCCAAAGAACAAGACAAGAGAAAGCAUAUUGGAAGAUUUCAGCAAAGUCACAGAGGGCCUCGUGGAGGUGAUACUCUACCACCAGCCAGAUGAUAAAAAGAAGAACCGUGGCUUCUGCUUCUUAGAAUACGAGGACCACAAAACUGCGGCCCAGGCCCGUCGCCGCCUCAUGAGUGGCAAGGUGAAGGUGUGGGGGAACCCUGUUACUGUUGAGUGGGCAGAUCCAGUAGACGAACCGGACCCAGAGAUUAUGGCAAAGGUAAAGGUGCUGUUUGUGAGGAACCUGGCCACACCGGUCACAGAGGAGCUCCUAGAGAAAACGUUCUCCCAGUUUGGGAAGUUGGAGCGGGUGAAGAAGCUGAAAGACUAUGCCUUUGUUCACUUUGAGGACAGAGAUGCUGCCGUGAAGGCAAUGCAACAAAUGAAUGGCAAAGAAUUGGAAGGCGAGGAGAUAGAGAUUGUUCUGGCAAAGCCUCCGGACAGGAAGAGGAAAGAGCGGCAGGCCCAGAGACAGCCAACUAGGACCACAGGAUAUGAUGAUUACUACUAUUAUCCUGCUCCACGCAUGCCGCCUCCCAUGCGAGGCAGGGGCCGAGGUGGGAGAGGUGGCUAUGCCUACCCUCCAGACUACUACGGUUACGAGGACUACUACGACGAUUACUACGGGGGUGGUUACGACUACCAUGACUACCGAGGUGGCUACGACGACCCUUACUACGGGGGAUACGAUGAUGUCUACGUGCCGAGAGGAAGGGGGGGCAGGGUGAGUCGAGGUGCCCCCCCUCCCCCUAGAGGCCGAGGAGCACCACCCCCCCGUGGCAGAGGUGGCUACGUCCAAAGGGGGGCUCCUAUGGGUGUACCGAGGGGAAGCCGUGGGAGCCGGGGAGGUCCGCCCCAGCAGAGGGGCCGCGGCAUCAGAGGGUCCAGGGGAAACCGCGGGGACAACUUGGGCGGGAAGAGGAAGGCUGACGGUUACAACCAACCGGACUCCAAGCGCCGGCAGACCAACAACCAGAACUGGGGCUCCCAACCCAUUGCCCAGCAACCCCUGCAACAAGGUGGCGACUACUCUGGUGAAGACGCGAGAACGGCAGCGGUUGAGUGAGUGAGGAACACAUCUAUUCUCUGCUGUGUUCUUCCCCAAAGAAGGGAUGCGUGUCCGAGGUGGCCCCGACCCAGUCUUGUCACGAUGUGGACUUGCUAGGUGGGGCUCCCAGACAGAGGCAGCUGUAAGGACUACGGGGUAAGUUUAGGAUGUUUUCUUCCCAAACCAUUGUUCUCUUUCACUGUCUUUCUCUCCCUCUGAUUCAGGUCUCACCAAAUCCCUGUGGGGAUUAAGAUGCAGAAAGAAAACGUCAGUGUCUGGGUGAGUUUAGGUAGAGAGAAAAGUACUGUAUCCCUCAAUACACAGUUAGAGAAGUUAACUUUGGAGUUGGAAAAAAUGUUGAGUUACUUGGAGAAAGAAUACAGUAUACGAUUCAGAAUACCAAAAAUAGUAAUUCUGUUCAUUAUCAAAUGCCUUAGUUUACAGAAACGUACUCUAAACACUACUUUUAUCAAAUGUAAUGUGUCGUAAGGAUUAGCAAAAAUAGCUCCCUGUAGCAAUUACCUUUUAGAGGUGAAAACAAGAGCUCUGUCUCUAGUCUAAAGAACUACAGACCACAUUAUAAAUGCUUUGGGGUCGAGCUUGAAGCUGUUAGAGCUUACUCCAAUUGCAUAUCAGCUCCCAGUGUUGAGUUUUUUCUCCCUGGAAUUAUAUGUAUUGCUCUAUGAUUCUCUGGAAUACAAUUUGUUGCUCUAUGAUUCUCUGGAAUACAAUUUGUUGCUCUAUGAUUCUCUGGAAUUCAAUUCGGUGCUCUAUGAUUCUCUACAAUUCAGUUCGUUGCUCUAUGAUUCUCUGGAAUUCAAUUUGUUGCUCUAUGAAUCUCUGGAAUUCAAUUCGUUGCUCUACGAUUCUCUGGAAUUCAAUUUGUUGCUCUAUGAAUCUCUGGAAUUCAAUUUAUUGCUCUAUGAUUCUCUGGAAUUCAAUUUGUUGCGCUAUGAUUCUCUGGAAUUCAAUUUAUUGCUCUAUGAUUCUCUGGAAUUCAAUUCGUUGCUCUAUGAUUCUCUGGAAUUCAAUUUGUUGCUCUAUGAAUCUCUGGAAUUCAAUUUAUUGCUCUAUGAUUCUCUGGAAUUCAAUUUGUUGCUCUAUGUUUUGUAAAAGAAAAUCACGUCAAUGCCCAGUAGCUAAUUGAAUAUUUAUUAAUAUAACUUCACUUUUCCUCUUAUGGAGUUGAGAGAAAAAAAUCUGCAUUUUGCUGUCAUAGCAAAUUCAUAGCUCCAUUUAUAUCAUAGUAGCUAUAGACACUAAAAUGUUCAAAAGACCACCCAGUGGGCAAAACUUGGUUGAAAAGACGUCUUCUUCUGUUCACAAACUGGUUGAAAUGGACAUUGUUUUUUGUACAACUUUUUACAGACCAGAAUAUGAUUUUUUUUAAUGACCACCAUACGAGCAGUUGCCGAUAAUUAUUACCAUAAUUGUUAACUCUGACCACUAUAUUAUGUGGUCAUAGUUAAGACCUCAUCAUAACCUGAUAAUGCCCACCUGCUGCAAAAAGUAUUUCAGAGGAUAAAGUUGGAAAUUGAAUACAUUGUUUGUUACCUUUCUAUUUGUUUCCAUAGGCACCAAUGAAAGUUGAAAUCUGCAACAUAUUGUUAACUAGGCAAGUCAGUUAAGAACAAAUUCUUAUUUACAAUGACGGCCUACAGUGGGUUAACUACUUUGUUCAGUGGCAGAAAGACAGAGUUUUACCUUGUGACCUCGGGGAUUUGAUCCAGCAACCUUUUGGCUACUGGCUCAAUUCUCUAACCACUAGGCUACCUGCCGCCCCCAUUAGAUCAAGCAAUGGCAAAAACAAACUGUAAUUGUUUCAAGAUUCACCCACAGACAUUACAUGCAUGGAAAGACUGGGACACAGAGUAUAUAAAGGCCCAUUGCUUUUUGUAUUAAUGAUGAAUGAUAUGAUGGGGUAGAUCCUCGUCAAGGAUCUCUGAGCACAGAAAGCGAACGUGAGCGUAGUGGCCUUCUUCAAGAGUGGUGCAAUGAGUCAGAUCUGGUGUGAAGAGAAUCAGCUUCAUCACGGCAGUCAGGGGUGUAUUUUAGGACUUUCCAGAGGGCCCACAACAAAUCAACCUCCUGAGUUUUCUGGCUUUUCAUGACACUUACUGUAAGCAUAAUAAGAGAAGAAAAUAAAUGACCUAUUGGCAUAAUGUAGACAUGCAAGACACCACAGAACAGUAAUGCUGUAUAUUUAACAGUCAGAAUCUACAAAAAAUGUCUCGUUGUCUAUGUUAAAUGUUUCAACUGCUCACAUUUAACUUAGCCACUACACUAGUGUGCACACGAGUGGUAGCAAAGGCAUUUUCUCCUCUGUCCACAUUGAAGAUCAGAUUACAGUAGAAAAAAGGCUUCAAAAAGGGUUCUUUGGCUGUCUCCAUUGGAUAACCCUUUUUGUUUCCAGGUAAGGGUUCUACCUAGAACCAAAAGGGUUCUACCUGGAACCAAAAAGGGAUUCUUUAAAGGGUUCUACUGUAGGGUCUACCGAAGAACCAUUUUACGUUCUUUUUGUCUUAGCGUGUAUCAUAGUCGAUGGCUAUAGAUUUAAGGAGGGGUGGUUCUCUCUCCUUUCCUUGGGAUGUGGCAGAAUAGGUCCCUGGUAACUGAGUGGGUGGCUAAGCACUGCAGUAGAGGCCAGGCAUAAGGUCAUUGACAUGUUUCAGGAACUGUAAAGACAUAGAUGAACCAUUAACCAUGAUUAUCCAUUAGAUAAUCAUGGUUAAUGGUCAAAUGGCACUACUCCUGAAAAAGGUCAACAGGCUGCGACGUUCACAUUACAUUAUGCCCACGUUGGAGGAUGUUCUUUACAAGCUCCCGAAGGCCAGAGUCUUCACGCUCUUGGACGCCAGAGAUGCCUUCCUGCAGUGCAAGCUCAACGAGCCCAGCAGCUACAUGACUACCUUUUGGACACCCUGGGGCUGGAAGAGGUGGUUGAAGCUUCCGUUUGGGGUCUCCGUGGCUCCAGAGGCCUAUCAGCGGAAACAGCACGAGCUGUUGGUGGAACCCAUGGCAGAUGAUAUCCUCGUAGUGGGCUAUGAGGACAGUGAUGAGGAGGCAGAAUAUGACCAUUACGCCAAGCUGCUGGCCCUGAUGGACAGAUGCAGACAGGUCAAGCUAAGGCUAAGCAUAAAAAAGCUUCAGUUUAAAGUGCCAGAGGUCCGCUUUCAUGGGCACAUCUUGUCCUCCACCAGAUUGAAGGUGGAUCCUGAGAAAGUGAAGGCUGUCUUGGAAAUGCCCCAAAUUCAUCAACGUGCCACACACCACUUUGCAAUGAGCUGGAGGCAGUAUGCAUUUUGAAAACAUACACUUAAUUGUUUGAAACCUGAAGGUUUUACUACAUAUUAUGAUGCAAGCAGGAGGGCCAGCCUGUGGCAUUCGCCCCUAGGGCACUCACUCCAACAGAGCAGAACUAUGCCCAGAUAGAGAAGGAGUGCCUCAGCAUUGUGUUUGCAUGCCAACGCUUCCACCAUUACCUGUAUGGGAGCGACAACAUUACCACGGAGACAGAUCACAAGCCCCUUAUUGCUAUAUUCAGCAAGCCUCUCCUGAAUGCCCUGAAAUGACUGCAGAGCAUGCUACUGGCCCUACAAAACUACAACCUCAAGCAGAAACAACAGCAGAGACAAUGAUCAAACACUGCAAGGCUCAGUUUGCCAGUUAUAGUCAUCCAGAUAGGGUAAUUUCAGAUAAUGGACCCCAAUUCUCUGAAUUUGAGUUCUGAAAAUUUGCUGCAGAAUGGGAAUUCGAGCACGUCACCUCAUCACCACGACACCCAAAAGCUAAUGGGAAGGCGGAGUCGGCAGUCAAAAUCGCAAAGAACCUCUGCAAAAAAGCUCUGCGAGAGGGCAAAGAUGCCUGGAUAGCAAUCCUGCAGUGGCGCAAUACCCCGACAGAAGGCAUGGAUAGCAGCCCGGCCCAGCGCCUCAUGACACAGCGCUUAAAAUCAGCUCUGCCAGCACUCUCUUGGAGCCAUGUGUGGUGACAGAUGUGCUGUUGAAGCUACUUCACAGAAGACAGGUAUCCAAGUUCAUCUAUAACAAAUCAGCAAAAGACUUACCUGAACUCAGGGUGGGUGAAACAGGGACCGGAUGGGUCUCGGAUCCUGUGUACAGAAAGUGGCACCAUACUCCUACUUGCUCAAAGUGAAUGGAUCACUGAACCAUCGUAACAGGGUUGACCUUCGGAUUGCUGAGCCUACACCUACUCAGAACCCUGAUUGUCAUAGGGGUCGCAUGACAAAAGACGGAACCCCAGCAAGUCACAUGGGGCCUUGAGGUACUGGGCAAAGAGCCAGGUGAUCACAGGUCGGCCGCUCCCUCGCCCAUCAAUGCUCCCCUUAGAGAGUCAGGUGACACGCCUGUGCGGGAACCCGCAGUCCUCGCAGACAAGCCCCCUGUCUUUUCACGCCACUGGUGUCUGUCCAAGCCACCAAAAAUACAUAAUCUAUAUUCUGUUCAUGUUGAAAAUUAUUAAUAGGUUUGUUUUGUUAAGGAAUUGACAGCUCCUGUCCUAUUUUAUAAAUGGGAAGAUGGUAUGGGUGUAAAAUGGCAGGGUGAUGCCAUCUGUUGGUAAAUGUUCAUUACUUCAACUCCAGUGUUUUUACCGGUGUGCUUGAGAUAUCCGGAUCUAUUGCAAGGUACUGAACAAGACUGGUUACUUGCAUCAAUGCGGAGACCAGAGUAAUACGAUUCUAACGGAAUCGGGAAAUGCUCGGCCCGCAUGAAGCUCCUUGAGUCCUAGUCCAUCCCUAGUCCCCUGAGUGUCAAACGGAAUAUCCUCGAGCCCAGUGUGUUGACUGGGUACACUAUGCCAUGAGACCCUAACCCAAUUUGGUGCACUCUGCCAGCUGUUGUUUGCCAACUGUGUUAAGCCGAGUCAUGCAAAACCUGCUGAAAAAUAAGAUUUGAAUAAUUGUAAAGGUUCUAGUGUCUUAUAUCCAAUGGGUGCAUGGCAGAGUUUCCUUUAAGAAAAUGUGGCACUGGACAUUUGACUGGCAGCAUUUUAAUUUACCGGACCUAUAGAUGCAUUGGGUGCGUAACCUGAUCAGGGCAUCCACCCACGGUUCUCCGAAAUCACAUUUCAAUUAUGGUAAUUAAUAUCAACAGAACAGAACAACAGAAAAGUUUACCUAUUUUAUUGGUCAGUUUGUUGAGAAAGAAAUAGCCAAUUCCAAACAGACUCUAGGACAGAUGUGAGACGAUAGAUCCCAAAUUCAUACAACCAGUAGGCCUAAGCAAAAAAUAAAUAAGAAAACGUUAAAAAGCAAUGAGUCUGAUUUAGCUUAAAAUGUUGAUGAACUAUUAUUUCUUCACAUUAUAAGCACAGCAAUGCGCACAAGACAGUAGGCUAUGCACAAAUGUUCAUUCCAUAAUGCAAUUUAAUGGAAAACAACAUUGUCAAAGUGCACUACACAUGCGAACGGUUUCAUGUGACAGGGAUGAAAAUAUCUGUUAAAAUUUAGAAAGCGGGGAGUUCUAAUAUGCAACAACUUGCAUGGGUUGACAAUAUGAUUAGAUUGUGCCUUUGACCACCAGACAAUUAAAUGAAGUUGAUAUAAAAUAAUUGCCUUCACAGAUAUGGUCAGAUUUUGGCUAGGCCACUUAGAAGCAAGGUAAGACAUGCCUCAGAAUAUGCAGUAAAACGUUCAGGUUCCAAACAAUUAAGUAUAUGUUUUCAUAAUGCAUACUGCCUCCAGCUCAUUGCAAAGUGGUGUGUGACACGUUGAUGAAGUCGUCCUUCAGUGUGCAUUUGCUGUUUGAGAUGCUGAAGCAGCAGCCCUCCCGCUGUCUUGACAGAUUUUCCGUUCGAAGGCUCUGUAUCUGUAAAAAAUAUGCUAAUUAACUUAUAGACUGAUAAGCAUAACCUGUCCAAUGCAUUUCCAUCGACUGGUAUUCCCAUCAAUGAAUUGGCUAAAAAGCAUUAUUUUGCAAUGGAAUUUUUUCUUCUGGACAAUUGGUCGGUGCCAAUUGUAUUUAUCGGCCUUUUCAUUUUUUAUCAGCCAAAAACCGGCUAUUACCGGCUAAAGGAAGCCCUGGUGCAUGGCCCACAAACACUAUGCACAUGUUUAUAUAGAUUGGUGUCUAUAAAUUGUGUAGCAUUUAGGUAACUGGUCAGUAAUUACAUCAGAUUUGAACCAUAAACCAGACGUCAACCAAAAUAUAAAAAAAUAACUCUUAUUCUGGUUGUGAUCUGGUUAUAAGACAUUCCAACCAGAUUUCAACCAGAAAAAUAUAUACUACCGUUCAAAAGUUUGUUGUCAUUUAGAAAUGUCCUUGUUUUUGAAAGAACAUCACUUUUUUUGUCCAUUAAAAUAACAUCAAGUUGAUCAGAAAUACAGUGUAGACAUUGUUAAUGUUGU
Oncorhynchus gorbuscha (pink salmon) is the source of this 8377-nucleotide messenger RNA. RefSeq names its product heterogeneous nuclear ribonucleoprotein R. The transcript is spliced from 13 exons. The coding region runs from base 166 to 2028 and encodes 620 amino acids. NCBI's taxonomy places the organism in Eukaryota, Metazoa, Chordata, Actinopteri, Salmoniformes, Salmonidae. Gene Ontology annotation, cellular component: ribonucleoprotein complex; nucleus. The record is from RefSeq and is a predicted model, not a curated record. Gene Ontology annotation, molecular function: mRNA binding.